AUGGCCAAAUCUCUCAUCGCCAGCCUUCUGCUGGCCUCCCUCGCUCGCGCCUCGGGCCCAGCCGCACUCGGGGAGCAACCAGAGAAGAAAGGCCAAGAUGAGAAGUUAAAGCCAUCUCAGUGCCAGAGCGUCCUGCCCAUCCUACCGAAAUUCACCUUUGGGCCUACCAGAACAAUAUUCACGACCACCACUACCCACACGAGCACCGUCGACUGUGGCUUCUGCGAAGACGUCGUCCCGGUGAUGAUGCCGCUUGGUAUCCCCCCUGUUGUGCUCUUCAACGCAACCACGACUGCCAGCAUCCCAUAUGUCACAACCGAAUAUGAGUGCGGCUCGGUCCCCGCUCCGUCAACGAUGCUGAAAACUUCGGUACACCACCCCAAGAACCGCCGCGGUGCACCAGCUCCCACCAUCACUUCCAAGGCCUCCCUAGAUGAAGAGGUGAAGCCCAUCUCAUACUUCGAGCCGGACUACACAGAGCCCGAGGGCCCUACCACCGUCACCCCGCCCGGCAUCGACAAGCCAGAGUGCACCUCCGCGACGGCGCUCGAUGCCGUGAUUGCCAACUCCACCUAG
This is a messenger RNA of Clonostachys byssicola, 576 nucleotides long. Lineage: Eukaryota; Fungi; Ascomycota; Sordariomycetes; Hypocreales; Bionectriaceae. The record is from the annotation of a GenBank genome assembly.